AAAAAAAAAGAAUAUGUAGAUACUUUGGAAAAAAGUAUGGAGAAGCUUACAAGUGAAAAUGAUGACUUCAAAAAGAAAGUGGAGUCUUUAGAGACUACCAAUAAAUCCCUUCUCUUAGAACUUCAAAAGCUACAGUCCCUAAUCGAGGUUGGUUGUCUUAAGAAAAAUAAUGUAGCUGCCACUCAAACAGUUUCAAAGCUUUUUGACAACACUUCAAUGGGGAUUUCAUUGGAUACCUUAGACCUAUUUGAAAAUUGUGAAGACAAAGCAAGGUAGCAUUAUUUGAACUGUAAAUGAAGAAGAAGAGCUGUGAGGCCAGAUCUAUAACAAUCAUGAUAUACAGUGCCUUAGCUUUCUGAUCACAAGAGUCAUUGACAUGCUACCUAUGCCACUUACAAGCUCCACUGAUUGAAUACUUUUCCAUACAGUCUUAUCAUUCCCAUUGAUCACUGAUUGGUGUAAAAAAAAAUUGAUGUUUUAGAAUAUAUUAAUAAGCACCACUGGUUAAAUUAUAUUCUGUUAUAACUAUUUAUGACAGUCGUAAAAAUAACUUGAGUAUUGUUUAACAUUUUAAAGUUAUUGAUUUAUUCCAUACUUUAUUGAAUUUAUAUUAUUGCAAAAUAUGCUAGAGUUUUUACUUGAUGUGGAAAAUGAAAAUAAUUAUAUCUUGAUGUGAAAGCAAUAGGUAAAAAAACUAUAGUUUUAGUGAAAUUCUGAUGAACUUUUUAACUAGGGAUGAUGGUUGUCAAUUGUAAUUUAAAUAAAAUUCCUUUCUGUGUAAAAGUAUUUCUAGUCAACAAAAUGUUAAUUAAAAAAUUUAGUGACCACUGAAAUACCCAAAUUGGAAUAAUUCAAACAGUUUAACAUGUACAUCAGAAUGUACAUCUGAUCAGCUUAGUCUAAUGUUCUAAGUUCAAGAAUUUCCACUUCUGGUACAUAAGUGUAUUCAUUUAUUGAAUAUUCUAACAAUAAUCUAAGAUUUUUGUUAAGAAGAGUACAAUUUUCAGGUGUUUUUUUUUAUAUAUUUAAACUAAAUAAUAAAGCUACAAUCCAGAGUUUACUUAUUUGUGUGCAUUGUUUUCAAAAUAUAUUUUAUUAAAUUUCAUUUUGUAAUGAAUUAUCUACUAAAUUGUUUCUAUUAUUCAUUGAAAAAUAACUAUUUGCUAAUGGAACUUCUUAUCUCGGAUGUAUUGAAUAAACUGGCCAGAGUAGAUAUGCUUUUAUGACUGGAAGGAUGUUUGUAUGUUCUUUGCAUACUGAUUUUGUGAAUGGUUAAAUGUUUCUGCAUUUUUUGCAUACCAGGUUUUAUGGGUAGCUAGAAGUUUCUGUAUUAUUUUAAUAGAAGUUUAUAGGUGGCUGGAUGUUCUGUAUUCUUUAUGCACAAGUUUUGUUUCUCUUUAAAAUAUAUCAAAAAUAUUCUCGAAGUUCAUAGGAAGGUCCUCACUGCAGUUGUUGAAUAAUUAUAUUUAAUUAAGUGCAAAUGUGUGAAUGUAUAGUGUGAAAUUCAUAGGAAAGUCCUCACUGCAGUUAUUGGAUAAUUAUAUUUAAAUAAGUGCAAAUGUGUGAAUGUAUAGUGUGUGUGUCAUUUAAUGCUUACAUAUUUUGGUUUAGUGGAAACAAGACACAGUUUAAAUAUAGCAUAUAAUAAAAUAACUGGGUUUCAGGUAUUUCUUUUGUUGAUUUUUUUUUCCUUCUCAUUACUUUUUUAUGUCACAUUCCAGUGUACAUUGUACACAUGGUCAUGAUUUAAACUUAUAAGCAAGAAAGAUACAGAUGUGUAUUUCUUCCAAAUUUGUACAUAAGUACAAUGCCCUAUUAAAAAAAAAUUAAAAAUUAUUUUAUACGAUGUAGUCAUUUUUUAAAGCAUAUCAUUUUCAUGAUUUAUAUCCCGAAAUGUUCUUGGAGUAGAAAGAAGCUUCACUUCUCUUUGUCCUGUCUUCUUAAAUUGAAGGAAUUAGAAAGGGCCUGAGUGGUCAGUUUUUUCCCUUUUUUUUUUUUGAGGUAAUUAUUUAAGACCUUUAACAAUUUAGAAAUAGCAAAGAAAAGUGUAAGGGUUUAGUUAGAUGAAAUAUUUAUUUUAUAGGUUUCUAAGAACUUGUUAUUGAUAGUGUUUUGUAAAUGUUGGAUUAAUGUGGUUGGUUGAAAACUGUUUAAUCAUUGAGUUUAAGUUAUUUUACUGAUGUUAAUGGAUGGCCCUAGGCAAGUGUACCUGCAAUGUGUCUAUUUUAACAUAUCUAGUGUUUUACAUAUUUCUUUUUGUAAAAAAAAAUCAUUAAAUUGAUACUGUUAGACUAUCAGAUUGUAUAACAUAUAGAUAGAAAAAAAUGUCUUCCAUCUCUUACUAUAUUGGUAUUUUUUUGUCAAUACUUUGGCUGAAAUGAUAUCUAUUAGUCCAAGGCUCUCAAAGUUUUACUUUUACUAACAUUAGAACUUUACUCAUAAAUUGUGGUGCCAUCUAGUUUAAAAGAAAAUAUAUUUUUGGACUAUUCUACCAUUUAUUUUUUGAGAUAAAAGAAAACUUUUAUUCUGAAUAAUAGUGUAUGAAUAUA
Limulus polyphemus (Atlantic horseshoe crab) is the source of this 2549-nucleotide messenger RNA. RefSeq names its product cyclic AMP-responsive element-binding protein 3-like protein 1. NCBI's taxonomy places the organism in Eukaryota, Metazoa, Arthropoda, Merostomata, Xiphosura, Limulidae. The transcript has 6 exons. The record is from RefSeq and is a predicted model, not a curated record. The coding region runs from base 37 to 276 and encodes 79 amino acids.